UUUUUUUUUAGUUCAAGUCGUAAUAAUCUCUAUCUCUCACUAUAUAUAUUUCUAUUUCUACUUUUCUUUCUUGUUUUUAUUUCAUUUCUUUUCUAUAUACAUAUAAUUUUUAGUUUUAUUUUUUUUUCUAUUCUAUUCUAUUCUCUUCCAUUCCAUUCCAUUCCUUUCCUUUCCUUUAAGUUACGUCUAUGCUAUCAAAUACCCAUUCUUUUCGAAAAUUAAAUCUUUCAAGUAAAAAGAAACGAUCAAGAUUUGAUCUUUCAAAUAGAAAUAUGUCCCUUGAAGAUUUAGCUUUAUUAGUUAAAAGAUUAUCUGUUCAAAUUGAUGACCUUGAAAAUAAUCGGAAAGAUGAUUCAAAUCGUACAAAAACGGAUAGUAAUACAACAUUAAAUCAACAGGAGAUUCCUUUACCUCAACCUAAUCUAGAAUCUCGUCAUCCAAUGGAAAAAAAGUCACCGUCACCCUCUGUUCAGAUCAUCAUUGACCCUUGGGCUUCUUAUGUACCUCAAUCUUAUGGUGCUCUCUUACAAAAGAUAGAAGAGAUUGAAUGUCUUCAAAAAUGUCCUAAUCAAUGUUGCUCCUCUACUAUUCGAGUUUCUUCUGCUGAUGGUGUGCCUUGGCCACGUCCUAUUGAACCAUUUCAGUCCACUCACUCAAGGGUCUGUCAAGCCAAUAAGUUGGAUAUUUUAGACACACAAUAUACGCAUUGGUGUACCUUGAUGCGUUCUAUACCACUCAUGGAUCCUGUGGCUUCGACUUGUGUUAAAACAAUUGGUUUAUUUGCCAUGAGGGAAUUGUUAAAGCAAAAGGCAAUGCAUAAACGAGAAUAUAACGAUCAUGAUUGCUAUCAUCAUACACUCUCUAAACAAACCACCACCAUUUCCCCUUCCUCUUCCUCCUCCUUCUUCUGCUCAUCAUCACCAUCUCGCCUUCCUACCGUGAUCGAUCCUGGUAAGACGAUUCCAACUGUGAAGCCAAAGACAAUAAAGGAUUCUUUAAACUCUUUAUCUUCUCCAGAGAGACCAUCAGGAAGACAAACAUCUACACCUCUUCAUAUGGUUGCAAAUGAAGAUAUGCCAUCUUGGAUGUGCACAUCAGAAACAAAGACAGCUAUCCAUGAAUUAAGUCUGGAUGAUACACAACCACCACCACCACCUGUACCUCCAAAGGAAGUCAUCGUCACUCCAACUCCCUCAGGACGUUCAUCCCCUUUAUUUUCUCAUACAAGACUUCAAAAAUGGAUCAAGUAUAAAAAGGCUCAAAGGAAAGCAAAUACCGAUACUGCUUCUACUCCUAUAACUCAUUCUCAAUCCUUUAUCAAAAAGAACAAAUCUUGGUUUUUUUAGUUGUUAUUUAUCAUUUUUAAUUCGUAACCUUCUUUCCUCCUCCUACUAUGAAUGGCCUUUUCUUUUCCUGUUUCUUUCUUUCUCUUUCUCUUUCUCUCUCUGUGUGUGUGUGUGCGUAUGUUUUCUUUCUUCCUUCCCUGUUAUUAUU
Molecule: messenger RNA, 1494 nt
Organism: Cokeromyces recurvatus
Lineage: Eukaryota; Fungi; Mucoromycota; Mucoromycetes; Mucorales; Mucoraceae
Exons: 1
Coding region: 189-1346 (385 amino acids)
Source: RefSeq, a predicted model, not a curated record